AUGAAGAAUGCUGUCCUCUGCUUUACCACUCUCUUCCUUAUGAGCCAAGUUCUACCAGUCCGGGGCAACCUCAAGGAAAUCUGUGAACAUCCAAAUGGUGCCUGCCGAUCAAAUUGCAUUGAAACAGAAGUCUAUGUUGGGAGAUGUUUAAAUAAACGACCUUGCUGCCUGCCCAUGGGGCCUCAACCUAGAGUUGAGAGGGCUGAACCAAAGAACUCAAGCCUUUCACUUGGAUCCUUCACAUUCUAUCCGCCUGCAUAUGACCUGCGCCACAUCAAGCCAGUCAACACUACAGCACAAAAUGGGAAGGAGGUCGUGUGCACCCCACACCUAACUGAGGACCUCUCAACAGCUGACACCUUCUCGGGGAAGAGUCGAGAUUUUGUAUAA
Psammomys obesus (fat sand rat) is the source of this 390-nucleotide messenger RNA. RefSeq names its product defensin beta 108B (gene Defb108b). Gene Ontology annotation, cellular component: extracellular region. The transcript is spliced from 3 exons. NCBI's taxonomy places the organism in Eukaryota, Metazoa, Chordata, Mammalia, Rodentia, Muridae. Gene Ontology annotation, biological process: innate immune response. The record is from RefSeq and is a predicted model, not a curated record. Bases 1 to 390 code for a protein of 129 amino acids.